This is a messenger RNA of Mus pahari (shrew mouse), 3600 nucleotides long. It is a transcript of the gene Gpbp1l1, whose product is annotated as GC-rich promoter binding protein 1 like 1. NCBI's taxonomy places the organism in Eukaryota, Metazoa, Chordata, Mammalia, Rodentia, Muridae. Gene Ontology annotation, biological process: DNA-templated transcription; positive regulation of DNA-templated transcription. The record is from RefSeq and is a predicted model, not a curated record. The transcript has 12 exons. The coding region runs from base 1243 to 2673 and encodes 476 amino acids. Gene Ontology annotation, molecular function: RNA binding; DNA binding. Gene Ontology annotation, cellular component: nucleus.
GUCGCUCCGCCUCCACCCGCUCUGCCCCCUCCUGGGCCUUGUGGGCCGGGCAGCCAUUUUGGGAAGAGCUUUGUUAUGGUUGUGGGCUAGUCACCUCUGCUGGUCGGAGAAGCUGAGGACGCGUCCUCAGACGCCGCGAGUCGUCCUUGACCGUAGCCCCGCCGCUGCCGGAGAUUGGCAGACUCAAGUGGCCUUUUUAAUGUUUGAGUAAUGAUGGAGAUGGACCCAAAUUAGAAAGUGAUUUCUCCAAUAAAGCAGUAGAAGAUUCUUCAUAUCACUUCUGGAAGCUCAGUCCAGUUUUGGGGAAGGAGGAGAACAAGUGAAAUACAGAAAAUUAAUAAGAAGAAAACCUCAUUUUGGAAUUCUCUUUUCUCCUUGACCCUUAUCUUUUCUACUUAUAAUUUUGCUUUGAAUGUAUAAAUAGUAAAGACCAAAGAAAUAGGGAUAUAUAUUUAGGAGCUUUAUACCAAGAAAUUUGCCUUGAAAGCUGCUAUUCUGUGGCAGGAAAACGUUAUCAAGUUUCUGUUGGAUUCCUUUUUUCAAAAAACAAGAGUUCCAGGGUUAGAUUCUGAGGGUGAAAACGGAUGAAAGCGCAUAUACCUGCACACUGCUUUAAGCAGUCCUGUGAGAUAAUGGGAUCUGUGCUGUGAACGCUUUUGUCGUGGAUAGUUUGCCACUGGAAUUGAUUGCGCAGAAGCUCUCUUACAGUGCUUUACUAUUACAUUUGUGACCUGUCACCUUGAUGACAUUUCUUGCCCAUAUCGGAGACCAUUUGUCCUUCUAGCCAUGACCUUGUUAUGAACAGUGUUUGCACUCACUGUGCAGAUGUCCAUGUUUUGCCUAUUUAAGCAACAUUACAGUGCCAUUACUCAAGGCAGUUGAAUGAGGUGAACAUAGACAUAGCUUCCCCCCCUUUCCCCCCUUUUUUAAAUGUAACAAAUAACCUUUUAUGUUCCCCUUCCCCCCCUUCCCCUCCCCCUCCCCCCUUUGGAAAAGUGUCGGGAACCAGGUAUUCAGAAUGAGCCAUUGAGAGGAUUAAGAGGGUGGGCCACACAGAGCUGGGGGUUUUGUGCUUCAUCACAAGGCGUGCUGCUGGCCAGGCUAUUUUAGCAUCCUUCUUAGAAGAAAACCUCGUGGAAGAUACAGGUGGCAACUUUGGAUACAGGAUCACAGAGGUGACACUCUGAGGAUCCUGGCCAUGAGGUUGGAUGCCUCAUCUUGCUAAAAAGACACUGGACCUAAAUGGCGCAGCAUGACUUUGUUCCUGCUUGGCUAAAUUUCUCAACGCCACAAUCAGCUAAGUCAUCUACAGCCACCUUUGACAAACACGGAGAGCACCUAUCCCGUGGAGAAGGUAGAUUUGGAAUAAGCCGUCGUCGACAUAAUUCCUCUGAUGGCUUUUUUAACAAUGGACCUCUACGGACUACAGGAGAUUCUUGGCACCAACCCUCCCUAUUCCGCCAUGAUUCUGUUGACUCUGGUGUCUCUAAGGGAGCGUAUGCUGGAACCACAGGGAAUCUAUCUGGUUGGCAUGGCUCUUCCCGAGGUCAUGAUGGUAUGAGCCAACGUAGUGGAGGUAGUACAGGAAACCACCGACACUGGAAUGGCAGCUUCCAUUCCCGGAAAGGCUGUGCCUUUCAAGAAAAAACACCAACUGAGAUUAGGGAAGAAAAAAAAGAGGAUAAAGUAGAAAAGUUGCAGUUCGAAGAGGAAGACUUUCCUUCUUUGAAUCCAGAGGCUGGCAAACAGAAUCAGCUGUGCAGACCAGUUGGGACCCCUUCUGGAGUGUGGGAAAAUCCACCUAGUGCCAAGCAACCCUCAAAGAUGCUAGUCAUCAAAAAAAUUUCCAAAGAGGAUCCUGCUGCUGCCUUUUCUGCUGCAUUCACCUCCUCAGGAUCCCACCAUGCAAAUGGGAACAAAGUGUCAACAAUGGUCCCAAGUGUCUAUAAGAACUUGGUUCCUAAGCCUGCACCACCUCCCUCAAAGCCCAACGCCUGGAAAGCUAACAGAAUGGAACACAAAUCUGGAUCACUUUGCUCUAGCCGGGAGUCUGCUUUUACCAAUCCAAUUUCUGUUACUAAACCAGUGGUACUGGCUGCUGGUGCCGUUCUCCAUUCUCCAAAAGAGAGUCCCUCCAGUACUACCCCUCCCAUUGAGAUCAGCUCCUCUCGCCUGACCAAAUUGACCCGACGAACCACGGACAGGAAGAGUGAGUUCCUGAAGACUCUGAAGGAUGAGCGAAAUGGAGACUGCUCAGAAAGUAGAGACUGUGACAAGCUGGAGGGGCUAAGAUCGGAGAGCAGCCACACACCUGAACCAAAGGAACAUGGAGAACAAGCUUGUCUUCAGAACGGUCUUUCUCUGCCCAUGGUUGAGGAAGGAGAGGUUCUUUCACACUCUCUGGAAGCAGAGCACAGGUUAUUAAAAGCAAUGGGAUGGCAGGAAUACCCUGAAAAUGAUGAGAGUUGCCUUCCACUCACAGAGGAUGAGCUCAAGGAAUUCCACGUGAGAACAGAGCAGCUACGAAGAAAUGGGUUUGUAAAGAAUGGCUUCUUACAAAGUCGCGGUUCCAGCCUGUUCUCCCCGUGGAGAGGCACUUGCAUUGCAGAGUGUGAGGACUCAGACACGGAAACAAGCAGCAGCGAGACGUCAGAUGACGAUGCCUGGAAGUAGAAAUAUAAAUGCUCACAGUUGACCUGCCCCGCUGAAUUCAGCCUUGUGUUUAGAGAAUAUAAAGUGUUCUUUUCCUUUUCUUCUGUUGUUGAAUACUUCGUGCACAGGGAAAUAAUCAUAUCCCAAAGAGAGAGCAAUUGUCUUGCUUAGCUUUUGUUUUCUUCCCUGUUAUCUGCUUAAUAGACAUUUGUGUGGUGGGAUUUUUUUUAAGCACACACAGUACCUGUGGGGCUGUGCACAAGUGGGAACUGUCAGGGCAAAGAUGCAGGGAGGAGAUGCUGCUCUGCUCAACAGUUUCCUCUACCAGCCCUUGGGGACUCACCCCUGUGCUCAAGCAAUCAUUGUCAAUGACAAAGUGACUAUUGAAGUUAUAAUUGUAUUAAAUUAAUGCUAAUAAUUUGGAUAUUUUAUUUUAUUUUUGGCUGCUGGGGUAACUUAGCCCUUAACCAAGCAUAUAUGGUUGUUUUUGGUUUUUUGUUUUUGUUUUUUUUUGUUUGUUUUUUUUGUUUUUCUCCUUUUUUUUUUUUCCUUUUGGGUACAGCUGUAAAAUAUUUGGAUAUAGGAAAUGUUAUUCUUGCAGCCUUGAUAUUCAGGGUGGAUUGUAAAAUAUGAAUUUUUGUGAGAUUUCAAAGAUUAAGAUUAUUUUGAUAACAUUAUUUACAGAUUUAAAAGAUGUGGUUACCACAAGUCUGUUGAGGGGAAAAACUACUGCAUAAAAUAACUAACGUGGAAUAAAUAUUUUGCAUCAGUUUGGAUUGUCUUGUGUAAGAAAUAUAUUUUCUUUAAAAUUAGAGAGUGGAUUCUUUUUUUAGGGGAAAUAUUUUUAGAAAACUGGGGGAAAACUGAAUUCAGCCCCACCUGUUUCUCUUUUCAGCAAAAAUUCUUAAUGUGGAAAAACUUGUGCAAUAAAUUAUUCAUAAUAAACUA